Messenger RNA from Torulaspora delbrueckii, 387 nucleotides. RefSeq names its product cytochrome c oxidase subunit VIa (gene COX13). The coding region runs from base 1 to 387 and encodes 128 amino acids. Gene Ontology annotation, biological process: mitochondrial electron transport, cytochrome c to oxygen. Lineage: Eukaryota; Fungi; Ascomycota; Saccharomycetes; Saccharomycetales; Saccharomycetaceae. Gene Ontology annotation, cellular component: mitochondrial inner membrane. Gene Ontology annotation, molecular function: enzyme regulator activity. The transcript has a single exon. The record is from RefSeq and is a predicted model, not a curated record.
AUGUUCAGACAAGUUUUGAGAAAAUACUCUACUCUACCACCACACGCUUUGGAACCAGCCUUUGGCGGACCAAACAAGGCUGCUGCACAAGCCUUCAAGCAAUCCUUGGAAGCUACUCAACACCAUGCUAAGGAAACCUCUGGUUUGUGGUACAAGAUCAGUCUCUUUGUUGCUUUGCCAGCAAUCGCCCUAGCCACUGUCAACACCUACAUGAUUGAAAAGGAACAUUACGAUCACCGUCAACAUUUGAAGCAUGUUCCAGAUUCCGAAUGGCCAAGAGACUACGAAUAUCAAAACAUUAGAGUUAAGCCAUUCUUCUGGGGUGAUGGUGACAAGACUUUGUUCUGGAACCCAAUUGUCAACAGACACAUUGAGCAUGAAGAUUAA